GAUUCCGCACCGAAGAAUACAGUGUAAGAAAGCGAACAAUUUGAAAUGUCAGGCGAAGAGAAAAGAAAAUAAACACUGAACAGGUUUUUUCCUCAAAAGCAGUAUAGGAUAAGAAUAACUUUCCAUUAUGGAUGAAAAUAUGUCUGAUGACGAAAAUCGAGAAAAAACCUCUGAUAUAGAAAAUCGAAAAAGAUUAAAAACUGAAGGAAAAUCAGUUGAAGAAUUUUCGAAUUGUUCCAAUAAUACCGGACAAGAAAGUGCUAGUACUAGUACAGAUAGUGGUUUCCCUAGAUCGCGAAAUUCCAAAAAUCGUAGCUACAGGAAUCAUUCUAAUUCUGAAGAACUAGAAGAGCAUACGAGCAAUGAUAGUGAAGGUAACGAAGAUUUCUCCCUCGCUCGAGAACAAGAAUACUCUCCGGUCCAAGAAGAACACCCCUCCAUACAAGAAGACGAAGAUUCCGUUAAUUUAGAUGACAUAGAAGCAAAUUCCAACCUAACAAGUAGCAGUUCCAAUUCAACCGUUAUAAAUGAUACGGAUGUUGAUUCAGAAGGAGAAGAACAUCCUGCAAUGAAAAAGGAAAAGCCUAAACACAAUUGGUUCGUCGUACCGGAAGUUUUAAAUAGACAAUUAGGUUCUAGUUCAAAGUUACAAUGUUCUGAUUUAUUUCAAAGGCGUUGUUACGGUUCCUUACGUAGUGUACAAAGGUUAGAGUUAAUGUACAAACUAGAAGGGCAUAAUGGCUGUGUUAAUAGUUUAAAUUUUCAUCCAAACGGACAUUUAUUGGCAAGUGGUUCAGACGAUUUGAAAGUUAUACUUUGGGAUUGGAAAGUAGGAAAAAAUAUAUUGAAAUAUGAUUCGAAGCAUAAAGAAAACGUUUUCCAAACAAAGUUCUUGAAUCUAUCAGGUGAUCUACAUAUAGCUUCUUGCGCCAGGGAUGGACAGGUUAGAAUUGCUCAAGUUUCGUGCGAACAAGGGGUACGGGAUAACAGAAAAUUAGGUAGUCACAGAGGACCUUGUCACAAAAUAGCUGUGCUCGGUGAUCAACCACAUGUAGUGCUCAGUGCAGGUGAAGACGGUCUCGUAUUUAGUCACGACGUUAGGAAAAAUAAACAAGAAAGGAUAGUGGGGGUAAGGGAUAACGAUGAUAGAGACGUAGCUUUGUAUAGUAUCCACAGUAAUCCUUUGAGGACUCUUGAAUUUUGCGUAAGUGGUAGGGAUGAACUUAUAAGAGUAUACGAUGUUCGGAAAAGUGAUGAUCCUUUAAAUACAUAUCAUCCUUUCAAUAAACGGAACGAUUCCGGGGCCAAUUGGGGCCUACACGUAACCUGUGCUGUAUACAACUACGACGGUUCGCAAAUACUGGGAUCUUACAACGACGGCGAUAUAUAUUUAUUCGACGUCGACGGCGAAACCGGAUCUUACUUACACCAAUAUCAAGGUCACCGGAACGGGGCCACCAUAAAAGGCGUCAAUUUCUUCGGACCGAAAUCUGAGUAUAUAGUCAGCGGAUCCGAUUGCGGUAACAUUUAUUUUUGGGACAAAAAUACCGAAGCGAUCGUACAAUGGUUGUUGGCCGAUGAUCACGGCGUCGUGAAUUGUUUGGAACCACAUCCACAAGUUCCAUAUAUUUGUACAAGUGGACUCGAUUGGGAUGUGAAAGUGUGGGUGCCUUCGUGCGAAGUAGAUCCGGAAAUGAAAGGAUUAGCAGAAACUAUAAAACAAAAUAAUAAAUCGAGAUUGAAUUUUAUGCCUCACGAUAUCAACGAAAGCCAAAUGUUGUGGAUGCUUUGGACACAUCUGAGGAGUACUACCAGAGUCAGGCGAGCGUUUCCGAACGGACGCGGAAACUCUGCCAUGCACCCCUCGGAACCCAUCUCGGAUACUUCAUCUAGUUCUUCUAGUUCCAAUAGUUUUAUGUCUGAAGAUGGUGAUGAUGAAUUAUCGACGAGGUGUUCGCCUUCUUAAUAUAUAUGUGUGUAUAUAAACCGUGUGUAGAGGAACUUUUAAACAAAAAAAAAUGAGAUGGUAAAAUUUUCCUACUAAUAAUUCGUUAAAAAAAUAAAUUAUAUUGAUAUUUGA
Molecule: messenger RNA, 2080 nt
Organism: Diorhabda carinulata
Lineage: Eukaryota; Metazoa; Arthropoda; Insecta; Coleoptera; Chrysomelidae
Product: DDB1- and CUL4-associated factor 8-like
Exons: 8
Coding region: 128-1966 (612 amino acids)
Cellular component (GO): cytoplasm; Cul4-RING E3 ubiquitin ligase complex
Molecular function (GO): protein binding
Source: RefSeq, a predicted model, not a curated record